Molecule: messenger RNA, 3410 nt
Organism: Drosophila nasuta
Lineage: Eukaryota; Metazoa; Arthropoda; Insecta; Diptera; Drosophilidae
Gene: Dll
Product: homeotic protein distal-less
Exons: 7
Coding region: 880-1869 (329 amino acids)
Biological process (GO): regulation of transcription by RNA polymerase II
Molecular function (GO): DNA-binding transcription factor activity, RNA polymerase II-specific; RNA polymerase II cis-regulatory region sequence-specific DNA binding
Source: RefSeq, a predicted model, not a curated record
UACGCACUUUGUUCGUGGUUGGUCGUUGUUGCUGUCGCUCGUCGCAGCGCCGUUCGCAGCCCGGUUUCGUUCGUUCGUUCGUACGUUUACGUUUACGUUUGAGUUGUUCGAGUUGCUCGAUUCCCCCAUACGAUUUCGAUACCAGCUAACGAUUCUCUGAUUCUCUUUGGAUUCUCUGAUUUCGCGUUCGUCGCUCGCUCGUUGGCUCGCUGGCUCGAUUGCUUUGCCGUCGCGCAAAUUGCACAGAUUGUUGUUUUGUGGAUUGUUGUUUAGUGUCUUCUUGUCUUCUUGGAGUGUGUGCAUUUUGUGAAUGCCAAUUAAAUGCAGCACACAAAAAGCUUUCAAUAUACAACAAAUUGUUACAAGUGGUGUCAUCAACACACAACACAAUCAUCAUCCGCUUAAUCAUCAUUGUCAUUAUUAAAGGGUGACCCAAAUUCUGCGAGUGCAACAGUUUUCAUGUGCAAACAAAUAAAGUUCGAAAAGUGCCCGCCACAAAUGCAACAAAAGGAUUUACGCGUCCAUCUCAACAAGUUCAACUAACUAAAACAAAAAAAACAAAAGAAACUACAAAAUAAAGAUAAAGCUAAAACAAUCACUACUCGAUAAACUGGUUUAAAGUGCAAAUUAAAACUCAAGUACACUCUCUCACACAAAUACACAUCAAAUUACAACAAGUAUUUAUACAAACUAACACACAUACACACAUCGAGGACACAGCUUUAGUUGUUGUCAUUCACAUUCACAUUUCCUGCGCGCGCGUUCCCAAGAAAAGCCGUCAAAAUUCUUGAUAAAGUGGCCUCAAUAGGCGCCAACACGCUCAAUUUCACGGACCUAGGGAGCCCCUACGAGGGGCCUCCCAGCACUCCCCAAUCGGGCAUGGAUGCGCCGGACGCACCACACACGCCCAAAUACAUGGACGGUGGCAGCACCGCCGCCGUCAGCGCCAGCAUCACGCCCGGCGUCAACAUACCCGGCAAAUCGGCCUUUGUGGAGCUGCAACAGCAUGCCGCCGCCGGAUAUGGCGGCAUACGCAGCACCUAUCAGCAUUUUGGUCCACAAGGCGGUCAGGAUUCGGGCUUUCCGAGUCCACGCAGCGCCUUAGGCUAUCCAUUCCCGCCCAUGCAUCAGAAUUCCUACUCUGGCUAUCAUUUAGGCAGCUAUGCGCCGCCCUGUGCGAGUCCCCCCAAGGAUGACUUUUCAAUCUCAGACAAAUGCGAGGACUCCGGCCUACGUGUCAAUGGCAAGGGCAAGAAAAUGCGCAAGCCACGCACCAUUUACAGUUCACUGCAGCUCCAGCAAUUGAAUCGCCGUUUCCAACGCACCCAAUAUCUGGCUCUGCCCGAACGUGCCGAGCUGGCAGCGAGUCUGGGCCUAACGCAAACGCAGGUGAAAAUCUGGUUCCAGAAUCGUCGUUCCAAGUACAAAAAGAUGAUGAAAGCAGCUCAGGGCCCGGGCACCAACAGCGGCAUGCCACUGGGCGGCGGUGGACCCAAUCCUGGUCAGCAUAGUCCUAAUCAAAUGCACAGCGGCGGUAAUAACGGCGGUGGCUCGAAUAGCGGUUCACCCUCACAUUAUCUACCUCCCGGACAUAGUCCAACGCCAUCAAGUACGCCUGUGUCUGAGUUAUCACCCGAGUUCCCACCCACGGGUCUUAGUCCGCCAACGCAAGCGCCAUGGGAUCAGAAACCGCAUUGGAUUGAUCAUAAGCCACCACCGCAAAUGACACCACAGCCACCUCAUCCAGCGGCGCCGCAUCCGCAAACGCAUCAUCACAAUCCGCCACCACAAAUGGGCGGUUAUGUGCCGCAAUAUUGGUAUCAGCCCGAGACGAAUCCAUCAUUACUAACCGUGUGGCCGGCGGUUUAACAGCACCCUAAUACGCUGCCCCCGCCGUCCGCUGUGUGGGCACAGUCCAUGCAAUCCCAAUCCUACGAGGCAAGGCCCUGUGCCGAACUGAAUCUGCACGAGAAUCAUCUGCAACACCAGCAACAACUACAACAACAUCAUCAUCAUCUCCACCACCACCACCACCAACAUCCUCACAAUGGUGCGGUUUAUGUGGGCGAUGGUGAUGGGGCCGCAUCGGGGCAGUGAAUGCUACACACACAAAUACACACAUACACACACCUACACAGACAGCAUAUAUGUUAGCCAAUAAUUGAGCGUUGAUUGAUGAUUGAGAUCAAUUGUAUGGCAUGAUUGAUGAGAGUACUAUAAAAACAUUGUAAAAUAGUAAAUAAUAUGAAUGCAGUUAUUAAGGCCGUAAAACAUUUUGUAUAUUUAAACAAGCAAACAAACAUGUAAUUAAAUUUUAAAAUGUGAAUGAGUCGUUUUAAAGUUAGUGCUAAUAACAAAUACACAUAUAAUAUACGAAUAAUAAUAUUAAACAAUAUAUCAACUUAACAGAAAGACAACAAACACACAAACACACAUAUAAACAAUACAUUUAUACAUUCCUCAAUAUUAUUUUAAAUGUGUCCUUUACUUUUUUUUUUGUUUGUUUUAUUUGUGUAAAGCUUAGUGAAUUGCAUUAAACAAUAAAAAAGAAAACAUAAUAAUUACAAAAAAUGAAAUAUAAAUGACAAGAACAAAAACAGGACAAACAAUGAAAUCAGCUGUUGAUCUUAAGCCUUUUAAACGAGUAUAAAUACGAUUUUUUUUGUUUUAGAUUAUUUAACGCUACUUUUCUGUAUAGUAGAUGAAAAAGUAAUAAAUGAAAUCAGUUAAAAUCAGAUCUCAAUGGAACAACAUUUUGCAUAUAUUUUUUAUGAUGUCUCAACUGCACUCGGAACAAUAACAACAAUCGCAACCGCAACAACGAUAAAUAGAAAACUGGAUUUAUCAUCAUUUUAUGUGCAAUAUAAUUUAAUAUAUUCAGCUAAACAAAAAAAUUUAUUCAAAUGAAAAUAUUCAAUGCAUUCUAUAAAUUAUUAACAAAAGCCACUAUCAAUGUCAUUUGAAAUAGGAGAGAAAAAAAAUACAGCAAAGGAAAAGCAAAAAAAAAAAUAUUGUGUGAAAAAGGCGUUUAAAAUUUUGUAAUGUAAAUUUUCUGUAAAAAUCAACAAUUAUUUCUAUAAGCUAAACUACAUUUAAAACAAAAAAAAAAACAACAUUAUGAAAAUACAAAAAAUCUACAAAUAAUAAAAUUGCAUAAAAUGUAAAGUAAAUAUAAGAGUAUAAAUAUAAAUUGAAAUAAAGAGAAAUAAUAAAAGUAUAAGAAGUAUAAAUGCAGCUAAAUAUGCAAAAUAUAUUGAUGUAGUGCUUGCUAUAGUUAUAAUUAUAAUUAUAAUUAAGCGGUAAUUAGUGCGUGUGGUUAACUGUAGUUUAAUUUAUGAACGAGCAGAGAACAAACAAACAAAAAAAAACAUUCAAUUCCGAAUUAUUCAUUUACAAAAUCAACUUAGUUU